AUGAUGCUAAGAGAUUCUGAGGCGUCCUGCGGCGCGCGAGAUGGCCCCGCCCUGGCCCGGCGGUUCGGCGCGACCCCGUUAACUCGAACCGGCGCGGGGAGCGCGACCCCCGGAGCGCUGCGCCUCGAGCUGGGCCUCGCGGCGGGGCGCUCGAGGGCGGCCCGAGGUGCUCGAGGAGCAGCCCCGGGGAGCCUCCGAGGCCGAGGCGCCUCUCGGGCCGCCGGUCGCAGGCGCUGCAGACAGCAGGUGGUAGGAGGCUCCAGCGUUUUAUUUAUGGCUGCGGCCGACGCUGCCAUCCCGCGCGCGGUGGGGCGCCUCCGCGGCCGCUGCCGCUCCACACCGCCCUCCCUGCCCUCCCUGCCCGCCGCCUCGCCCUGCCCUCCCUGCCCUCCCUGCCCGCCCUGCCCGCUCGCCUCGCCCCUGCCCUCGCCCCUCCCUGCCCCUGGCGCCCUGUCCGCCCUCGCGCCCUCCCUGCCAGCCUGCGCCUUCGCUCGCCCGACGCACGACCUGUCCUCGUGCCCUGCCCUCGCCUCCCCUGCCCUCGUGCCCUGCCCUCGGUCCUGCCCUCGUGCCCUGCCUCCCUGCCCUCGCCCUCCCUACCCUUGCCCUCCUGCCCUCGGCCCCUGCCCUCACCCUGCCCCUGCCUAG
This is a messenger RNA of Penaeus vannamei (Pacific white shrimp), 648 nucleotides long. RefSeq names its product WAS/WASL-interacting protein family member 3-like. The record is from RefSeq and is a predicted model, not a curated record. Lineage: Eukaryota; Metazoa; Arthropoda; Malacostraca; Decapoda; Penaeidae.